AUGUCCUCUAUGGCGCUCGCACGCAAGUUCGGUGCCUCCAGACUAAGUCUGUUGACCCGGGAAACCCUGAGACCUGCCUUGCUGCCGAAGACUAGACUACUGCAUGUGGCUUCCAAAUUUAGCCAAAGACCUGCAAUUAGCAGAUCAAAAAUACCAGCAGAUAUACAUCUACCAAGAAAACUUUACACAACGCAACCCAAACUAGCGACCACCCCAACAGAGCUCAAAGAAACACUCACCUCAGCUCUCCUCGAGGACAUCCGAACAUUCUGGUUCGACCACCUCAGCGACAAAAACUCCCUAAUCCUCCCAGGCCAAAGCGAAAUGAAACGCUGGUUCACAACCGACUCCGAUUUCGACAAGGCCUGCAUCGCCCAAUUCCAACCAGCCCUCGAAACAAUUCUCACAUCCAACGCCACGGCCAAAGAGAUCCUCUCAGCAGUAGACACAACCAACCCACUAACCUGGCUCAGCCUCUUAAUUCUUCUAGACCAAGUCCCAAGAAACUGCUACCGAGGCCGGGAGUCUAAGCAAGUAUUCACGCGCUUUGAUCCCCUUGCUUCGGAAAUUGCCUUGAAAGCCAUUGAGCUUGGGAUCCCUACUCGGAGUCCCGUGCGGUAUAGACUUUCUUACCGGUUCUGGUUCCAUUUGCCGCUUAUGCACUCUGAGGAUGUGAAUGUACACCACCGGGCGGUGAAGGUGCAUGAGGAGACGGCUAGGGAUGUGGAGGAGUUUCUGGAGAUGGAUAGUAGGGCUUUAGGGGAGGAUGAGAGGGAUUGUUUUGAUGUAUUGGUUCAGAACAAGGAUUCUUUGAGGGCGUGGUUGGCGAAUACUUUGGAUUAUGAGAAGAGGCAUUUGGUUAUAGUUGAGCGGUUUGGGAGAUAUCCGCAUCGGAAUGAGGCGCUUGGGAGGGUAUCUACGGAGGAUGAGGUUGAAUAUUUGGAGAAUGGUGGGGAGACUUUUGGGUAA
Messenger RNA from Penicillium odoratum, 969 nucleotides. Its product is annotated as DUF924 family protein. Lineage: Eukaryota; Fungi; Ascomycota; Eurotiomycetes; Eurotiales; Aspergillaceae. The record is from RefSeq and is a predicted model, not a curated record. The coding region runs from base 1 to 969 and encodes 322 amino acids. Gene Ontology annotation, molecular function: protein binding. The transcript has 3 exons.